AUCUUUACAGUUAGUUUUUUGCCGAUUUCGCCGCGCCUGGAAGCGGAAGUUGCGGAAGGUUCGUGGUCCCCGGAUACCAAAACGUCAGAAUUUGUCCGAAUUUCGUACUGUUAGCUCACUGGAUUUCCAACUUGCGUCCGCCGUUCGAUUUGGAAUUUGCAUAUCCUGUGAACCGAAAGCGAUUGCAAGCGGAGGAGGAGGUGCCUUUCAGGAGGAGCAGGAGGAUUCUUUGCCGCAGAUCCCCUGAAGCGGGAGGAAGGCCGCCACGUUGGAAGGAAAACGGCUUUUCACGGCAGUUAAUAAAUUUUUAACUGGUUCAACAAUUGCCCGCGAGUUCCGCCAGCUAAUGACGAGAAACGCGGCUGUAAGUGGCGAUGAACCCGACGAGGAGCAGACGUCAGCGGAUGGCGCCGAGGGGGAGGAUCAGGAGCUUCAGGAUCGGGAGGAGCAGGACCAGGUCGAACAGCCGGUGGAUGGUGGCCACCACCUCAGCAGGGAGCAGCAGCCUUCGACAGAGCAGCGCCGUCAGAGGCCGCGAAAGAAACUAACGAUGCCCCAGGAAAAGCAACCACAACGAAGUGCUGCCACUGCGCAUCUGGAACAGGCGGAUGCAGAUGCGGAUACGGAUUCCAGCUCCUGCGAAGGCAUGCUCAGCCACAAGCAGAGGAGCACGCGGGUCAGCUACGCACAAAGCCACCUGCAGGAGGAGGACCUGGACGACUACGACUACGACGAGGAGGAGGAGGAGGAGGACGACGGCGAGGAGGAGGAGGAGUCCUACGACGACUACGUACAGUCCUCAAAGCCCGGAGGUCGACGUCCUCCACCGCGGGCCGCCUUGAGUGUCCGCAGCAGACGCAAGACGAAAACCCGUCAGAUAUCCUAUGCCCCCUCGGACUUGGAGCUGGGAAUCGGCGACGGGGCGAACCUGAUCGAAGGCGAGUCCCUGGACAAGCGCCGCUGCAUCUCCAAGGGACAGAUGCGGGAGUUCCGCGAGGCUUUCCGGCUGUUCGACAAGGACGGCGAUGGCUGCAUCACCAAGGAGGAGCUGGGCACUGUGAUGCGAUCUUUGGGUCAGUUUGCCAGGGUCGAGGAGCUGCAGGAGAUGUUGCAGGAGAUCGACGUGGAUGGCGAUGGGAACGUGAGUUUCGAGGAGUUCGUUGAUAUCCUGUCGAACAUGACAUAUGAAGACAAGUCGGGUCUGUCCUCCGCCGAUCAGGAGGAGCGGGAAUUGCGGGACGCCUUCCGCGUUUUCGAUAAACACAAUCGGGGAUAUAUCACAGCAUCCGACUUGCGAGCAGUACUGCAGUGUCUGGGCGAAGAUCUCGACGAGGAGGACAUCGAGGACAUGAUCAAGGAGGUGGAUGUGGAUGGCGAUGGGCGCAUCGAUUUCUACGAGUUCGUUCACGCUUUGGGGGAACCGGAGGAUUCCCAAGAGAACGACGACGAGGAGGAGAAUACCACAUCGCCGCUGCCCACGCCGAAAUCGGCCAUUUCUAUCAGUUACGACUAAUUGGUAAUCGACUUCGUUACAUGUCCAAAAUGAGCGAUUGUCUACAGACGAGUUGAAGUUGAAAUAAAAUAAAACAAUAAAUUAAACCGAUACUCGAGCCACGGACGGUCGACCUGCAAUAAUAUGAACCGCUGAGGAUGUUCAUCAAUAAUCGAACGACGAAGACUCGGAGGGUAUCGCUGAUUUCUAAUACUCGAUAUGACAUCGAUUGACCUUCAUUAGCCAAACAAAUUAAAGAUAACUCAUCAAAUUUAUUAAAUUUAAAGUGAGAGAACGCACAGCUAAUCAAAUUAAAAUGAUUAUUAAAUAUAUAUAGCCUACUGAAUAAUCAAAUUCCAAAACACUUAACCGAUAAACGAUUUACUUUACAUCGAUAUAUGAGGAAAACUAACUCCAAUUUUAAAAUCGCGAUCUCUACCUUUCAACUUAAGUCCAAUUGGAAAUCAAAACUAAUUUUAGCUUGUAACCAAUAAAGAUAACUUACAAUAUCUACCAUAUCCACGGGUUUUUCAACUUAACAGCACAAGUACAUAUAUUUCAAGACAUAUCAUUGAAGACGCCUCUGUAAAUGUGUUUUGUAAGCCCCACUGAACCCAUCCUUAUAAAUAUGUACCCAUAUGUCUCUUAAGCUCCCCCACGUUUGUCCCCUAUUCUAUUUACAUUUUUGACUUGCAUCGUGUAAUUUGAAUACUUUUAUUUGUUUAGGAAAUAUUUGCUCAAUUAUUGUUGCGGCCGUAGAGCAACAUAAAAUAACAUAACUUAUGCUCGCUAAUACGAAAAUUCUUUGAGUAUUGAACGAAAAAUUUAAUGUAAUUUACAAUUUACAAUUUUAAUCCAAAUUUCGAAAAUCCCCAAAAAACGAAA
This is a messenger RNA of Drosophila subpulchrella, 2377 nucleotides long. RefSeq names its product probable calcium-binding protein CML12. The transcript has 5 exons. The record is from RefSeq and is a predicted model, not a curated record. Bases 347 to 1513 code for a protein of 388 amino acids. NCBI's taxonomy places the organism in Eukaryota, Metazoa, Arthropoda, Insecta, Diptera, Drosophilidae. Gene Ontology annotation, molecular function: enzyme regulator activity; calcium ion binding.